This is a messenger RNA of Oncorhynchus gorbuscha (pink salmon), 1635 nucleotides long. RefSeq names its product 4-galactosyl-N-acetylglucosaminide 3-alpha-L-fucosyltransferase 9-like. The coding region runs from base 156 to 1202 and encodes 348 amino acids. Gene Ontology annotation, cellular component: membrane. The record is from RefSeq and is a predicted model, not a curated record. Gene Ontology annotation, molecular function: alpha-(1->3)-fucosyltransferase activity. Lineage: Eukaryota; Metazoa; Chordata; Actinopteri; Salmoniformes; Salmonidae. The transcript is spliced from 2 exons.
CAGUAGCACACCAGUUCUAGGCUUAUCCUCACUCAAGGAUGUGGAGACACAUGACUGCAAUGUGACUCAGCUAGGUGUCAGGUGUGGCUUUUAGUCAAAGCUAGCAACAUCAUUCUGUUUAAGUUCAAAGUCAAAUCUCAGAGCUAGCAGGCCAAAUGAUGUGUCUUGGACCAAAUUGUAGAAUUGGGCACCGGAGCCUGAUGGGCAUUCUCCUGCUGGGCUGCUUGCUGACCUGUCUACUGUACCGACCUGCUAUCACCUGGCUCCCUGUCCUGGCCAAGCACUUCCAGGCGGAGCACAAACAGGAUGUUACCGUGCUGGUCUGGCACUGGCCCUUUGACCAUCCCUUUAAACUGAACUCCUGCAGGUCCUUGUACAACAUCGAAGGCUGUCACCUGACAGCGGACAGAGAGCUGUACAGUCAAGCGGACGCCGUUCUCAUCCACCACAGAGAAAUCGAAGAGGAUUUAUCCAACCUGCCCCAAGAACCACGUCCCUCCUUCCAGAAAUGGGUGUGGAUGAAUUUCGAAUCGCCGGCACACACGAAUAGAAUACCUGGCUUAGAAGAUCUGUUUAAUGUGACUUUGAACUACAGGCAGGAUGCAGACAUCAACAUGCCUUAUGGAUCUCUCGUCCCUCGGACUGAAGAGAGGGAAGAGUUUGUCCCGCAUAAAAACCGACUGGUCUGUUGGAUCGUUAGCAACUGGAACCGAGAACACAAGAGGACUUGGUACUACAUGGAGCUGCGCAAAUUCAUCAGGAUUCACACCUACGGGGACCCUUUCAACAAAAAGGUAUCUCUUAGUGAAUACAGAAUGAUCGUGGCCAGCUGUAAAUUCUACUUGUCUUUUGAGAACUCCGUCCAUAAGGACUACAUCACAGAAAAACUAUAUAACGCUCUCAAGUUGGGCGCAGUUCCUGUGGUCAUGGGCCCGACAAGAGGGAACUAUGAGAAGUUCAUCCCUGGAGAUUCCUUCAUCCAUGUGGAUGACUUCCGCUCGCCCAGAGCCCUGGCCAAACACCUCCUCUUCUUGGACGAGAAUGAGGAGAUGUACCGUAAAUACUUCAAGUGGCAGAGGAUCCACACGGUCCGUAUCAACAGCUUCCCCAUUCAGAAUGCCUGCAACAGCUGUGAGUACAUCAGAGACCACCCUGAGAAUCGGAUGGUUACUGAGCUCUAUAAAUGGUUCUGGGAGGAGUGAUGCUGAGACACUUGGAAAAUCUACUACAAAUGAACGAUAUCCACUUGUCCAUAGUCAGGGGGGAACUGAGCAAUAUGUAUCUUUUACACAACGGCAGAAGUGCCAAAAAUGAUAUUUCAUUAAAGUACAUUCACCGAACUUCCCCCACUUGAACAUUUCAUGGGGUGUUACAAGUCAUAUUUAUAUAUGUUUUACUUCUGUGCUCUUCGCUACUGCUCUACCACAUGUUAACUGAUGAAAACAGUGUGAUGGUGACAUACCACUACUAUCUGCUUGUUUACUAUUGGGUCCACUAAAAGAGUGCCUUUCACAUCCUUUUUAUAUUGGUGCACAAUGUUCUGCAAUAUUACAUUUUAAAAGCCUGUUAUAACAAAGUGCCCUUUUUUAAUAGAGACCAAAUGGAGAAUUGAAUAAAUGAGAUGUGUAUAAAGGA